AUGGCCGCAGGAGAUUCAUUACGUUAUCGUACGCGCACAAUGGUCCCUUCUGGUCCUCCAGAAACUUAUGGAUCAAGAACCAUGACACUCCACCCGGAAGAUCUUGAAGAACAAAGUUCAGGAGAAGAAACAAGAAACCCUUCACAGUCUGUUGGAACUUUGAGACUACGUGGUGGAGGACUUCCAAGUGGUAGAAAAGUAAAAUGGGAUGAAAACGUUGUUGAUAAUGAAGGAAUGGGAAAGAAAAAAUCAAAGAUAUGUUGUAUUUAUCAUAGGCCACGAUCAUUCGAUGAAUCAUCAGAUGAAGACUCAAGCAGUUGUGACGAAUCUGAUCAUGAUAAUGAAGGAGAAGAUGGUCACCAUCAUCAUAAAAAACGGAAUGGUAGUCCAAAUGCUUAUGAACGACAACCACAUUAUAAAGGUCGGUUGCGUCCACAAAAUGUCUCAUAA
Racocetra persica is the source of this 450-nucleotide messenger RNA. Lineage: Eukaryota; Fungi; Glomeromycota; Glomeromycetes; Diversisporales; Gigasporaceae. The record is from the annotation of a GenBank genome assembly.